CAUUGGUCGAACGCGUGCCACUUCUUGUGCUCUGAUUGGCCAGCCUCGAGCCGAAGACGGAAGUGGUCGCAGAUGCGAUUGAGCCAGCGACGGGAGACGAAAACAACCAGUUUAUAAAGCUUUAAAAGGGACACAUCGGGGCGUUUCGAUGAGUUAGUGUUCAACAAAGGCCGACGGGAUGACUUUAGUGGUUCGUUUUUUGGUUUUGAUGACCGUCGCUGUGGCUGGUAACGCGAAGAACGACGACGGCGACGACGACGAGUGGGUUCAUCUUCCGGACAAUUGUGAAGUGUGCAAGUUUGUCAGCAUCGAGAUGAAGUCCGCCUUCGACGAAACCGGGAAGACCAAGGAAGUCAUUGACCGCAACUAUCGCUUCAUCGACAGCAAGGGAGCGCCGCCCAUCAAAUAUGUCAAGUCCGACCUGCGCUUCAUCGAAGUGCUGGAGAACGUUUGUCACAGGCUGCUCGAGUACAACCUGCACAAAGAGAGAAGUGGCAGCAACCGCUUUGCCAAGGGCAUGUCCGAGACCUUCUCCACCCUUCACGGCCUGGUCAAUAAAGGCGUCAACGUGGUCAUGGACAUCCCGUACGAGCUGUGGAAUGAGACGUCGGCCGAAGUGUCCGACCUCAAGAAACGGUGUGACGUGCUGGUGGAGGAGUACGAGGAUGUGAUUGAAGACUGGUACAAAGGUAGCCAGGAGGAAGACUUGACCACUUACCUGUGCGAGAAGCACGUGCUGAAAGGAAAGGACACAGCCUGCUUGAAGGAGGAGUGGACGCCCAAAAGGAAGGGAGACCGGGCGGCCAUUGCAGAAAAGAAGAAAAGCAAAGGAGGUGAGCGCAAGAAAGUGAAGAAGGAGAAGGUGAUGGAGGAGGAAGGAGUCCAGCCUCGGGUGUCUCUGUCUGGGACCAAGACGGAGCUGUGACAAGUUUGUGGAGACCCCCUGCACGACUUCAGCUGCGCUGCAGGAACACUUGCCUUCCUCUGUACUUUUGUUUUUAUGGUUACCUUGGAUGAGUGUUUGUGUGUGUGUGUGUGUCUACAAGCUGCUAUUUAAGAUGCGCGUAUGUAUUUGCCAGUGUUUUAUUGUUUUAAAAAAAAUCCUUGUGGCAUUUGUGUA
Messenger RNA from Syngnathoides biaculeatus (alligator pipefish), 1120 nucleotides. It is a transcript of the gene cnpy3, whose product is annotated as canopy FGF signaling regulator 3. NCBI's taxonomy places the organism in Eukaryota, Metazoa, Chordata, Actinopteri, Syngnathiformes, Syngnathidae. Gene Ontology annotation, cellular component: endomembrane system. Gene Ontology annotation, molecular function: signaling receptor binding. The transcript is spliced from 6 exons. The record is from RefSeq and is a predicted model, not a curated record. Bases 179 to 925 code for a protein of 248 amino acids.